Phlebotomus argentipes is the source of this 1303-nucleotide messenger RNA. RefSeq lists its product as uncharacterized. Bases 472 to 981 code for a protein of 169 amino acids. The record is from RefSeq and is a predicted model, not a curated record. The transcript has 3 exons. Gene Ontology annotation, biological process: sleep; positive regulation of voltage-gated potassium channel activity; regulation of synaptic transmission, cholinergic. NCBI's taxonomy places the organism in Eukaryota, Metazoa, Arthropoda, Insecta, Diptera, Psychodidae.
GUCUGACCGCUUAAGAUAGUAGUUCGUGUUUCCACGGGUGUACGAAAAAUUCACUAUAAUACUCUCCAGAGGAUUUAUCUAUUCAACUGAGAAGAUAAAUCACGCGCGCAUUCAAUUCGUGAUCUUUUUACCUUCAUUUAUCAUUAUCACAAAAUGAUAUGUUACCGCAAAUAGCAACAGUAUAGUAGAAAAUGCAUAGAACAAUUUUUAAUAAACUUCACCUUAUCAGUUCACUGCAUUUGUGCUCGCUGUUAUUGUGUUAAAACAUCUUACAUAGUGACUGUGGUGUGCAAGAAAAGAGAAAACACCCUGAAUUCGGAAUAUUAAAUUUAACUGUGCUUCUCUGUGAAUCAUAUAACUGAGAACCUCUCAUGUUAAAAAAAAAACUUUACAAAGUGGUCUCAAGCUUUAAUUGCACUAAUUCGUCUUUCUCUCUGUUCACCGUGGACUUUUUAUUCUGAAUAAAUUAUAAUGGAUCGUGUAUUCGGGACUGUAUUAUUGGCUGUAUUGCUCCAAUUAUGCUUCAUAGAUCACGCCGCCGGAGUGAAAUGCUACAGAUGCACAGUGGCACCGAGCGCGCGACUGAAUCACACAAUGCUGUGCGCCAAAUUCGACGAGAGCCACGAUUAUGCUGUCGAUUGUCCGUACUCAACAAUGUGCAUGAAGAAGAUUUUUAGACUGAGAUUGAUGAAUGGUCAGGAAGUUGAGACAGUAACGCGAGAUUGCGCCCAACAGAAGCGAACGGACGAAGUAUUUCGAAAUGGUCGAUGGGAGAAGGAGAGCACGAUAGAGGAGGCAUACGAAGAGGGAUGUGAAACAAUUGAGGAGAACACAAACACACAAUCCAUGACUGUUUUCUGCCAUUGUCGCGGUGCGCUGUGUAAUUCAGCGACCAAGGAAAAAUUGGGCAGUUAUCAUGUCGAUGCCAUGGCGGUCAUUCUAGUAUUCAACGCUAUGAAAUAUUUUCGGAGCAUAGAUUGAUACAAUCAAUUCAUUUAGCGCAUGAUUUAACUUAUUCUUGAUGCAUUAUUAUCAAAACUAGAAGCUAUUCAAAAUACUGCCUUAAGAUCUUUACAAGAGCAUCAUAAUAUGAAGAUAUUUAACGAUAUUAGAAAAUCACUGAAAAUAUCGUAGAACUGUCUAAACAGAUAAGAUUUGAGCUGGAUUUAUAGGCAUUUUUACAUAACAGUACUGAGAAUUGCAGAUAAAAACCGCACUUAAAUUUAUUUUUAAUGUCUGACCAUCGAAUUGCUUCUUUAUCUACUAUAUACAGAAAAAGUGAUGUGAUAGCGAAUUAAAUUAU